GGAAUUAAUCCGGCUGGAAAUGGCGGGGUGGAGCCUAAACCUCCUGGGGCUGAGCCUAAAUCCCCUAGGAUCCAGCCAAAGCGCCCAAAUCCUGGAGCUUUCCAGGGAUAGGGGCGGUACCGGUACGGUGUGAGAGGGCGGUGACUCCACAUCGCCCCGCCCCUUUCCGGCCCCUCCAGAGGCGGUGCCGCCAUUUUCUUGGCGACGCCCACGGGGCCGGUUCUGGGCCGGGACCGGCGCUGGUCCCCUGUCUCCUUCGCCACCGGAGCGCCCUCAAUGUGUCCCCAAGGUGUCCCCAGGGAGCAUGGAGCCCCAAGAGCUGUCCCCGGCAAUGCUGCACCCGCCGGUCACUGUGGUGGCCACCCUGGGCGAGCUGCUGGCCACCCUGCCCAGGCUGGACGAGAUGAAGAUGCUCGUGUCCCCAUUGCGCCUGUACUCGGACCUGAAGAAAUUUUGCAAGGAUCUCCGGGCCACGCUGUACCGCAUUAAUGGCACCUGGUGGCAUCGCAAUGUCACCUGUGAGGGUGAUGACCCUCCGACCUCCCUGAGCCGCGCCCUGGCUGCCUAUGAGAGGACCCCAUGGACCACCUGGUUCCACGUGACAGUGGAGGCCUGGCAUUGGCACGAGUUGGUGGAUGCUCUUGUGGACAGCUGGGCCCAGCAGGCCGGGGCGGCCACCAAGCUCCGCAACACCUGCAGGGAGGUGGCCACUGAGGCAGGAUAUAGAAUGGCCACUGCCUGGGCCAGGCGGCUGCAGGACAAGGCUGCCCAUGAUGGGACAGCUCAGGCAAACAUGGCGGAGCUGGGUCAGGCCCUGGGCAGGGAGGAGGGGGCCGAGGUGGUGGCUGGGCAUGAAGCCCGGGUGAGGAGAGAUGCCCGGGUGCCUACCAACAAGGCAACAAGGGCCACCACGGUGAGACAGUGGGCAGAGGAGGCCCUGGGGCUGCUGCAGCGCUUGGUGGCCGCGUGUCACGAAGCCACUGCCUUCCCCCGGGAGCUGCAGCGCCUGCUCAGGAACACUGAGGCUGCCCUGGAGGGGACAAAUGAGGCAUCCCCCAAUGUCCCUGAAGACUUGAUGGCCAAGGUGGCCAAGGCCGAGCGGCUGUGGGAGGCCAACGCCCUCCUGGCCAAGGAUCACCUGCUGGGAGCAGUUGAUGACAUCAUCAAGUUCUAUUUCACUGGUGGUCCUGCCAGCCCCAGUGGCUGUGGAGUGACCGAGCGGUGCCAAAGAGCCAUCGAGGACAUCCCAAGGCUCCUUCGAGCCCAGGAGCAUCCCCAGAGCAUCCCCGAGGUGUCCCCAGUCAGCAUGGAGCCCCAAGAGCUGUCCCCAGCCCUGCUGCAGCCACAGGUCACCGUGGUGGCCAUCCUGGGUGAGCUGCUGGCCACCCUGCCCAGGAAGAACGAGAUGAUGAUGUUAUCCGCAGUUCACCUGUACUGGGACCUGGUGGACUUCAACGAGUACCUCACCACCCUGUACUGGGUUGAUGACAUCUGGUGGCGCUACAAAGUCACCUCUGAUGAUGAUGAACUUGUCACCUCCGAUGAUGAUGAUGACCAUCUAAUCUCCCUGAGCCAGGCCCUGGCUUCCUGGGAGAGCACCCCAUGGACCACAUGGGACCAUGUGACAAUGGCGGCCAUCCAGUGGUCGGUGUCAGUGGACAUGCUUGUGGACAGUUGGGCCCCACUGGCCAGGAGGGCCGCCAAGCUCCACAACACCGGCAGGGAAAUGGCCACUGAGGCGGCCGCAAUGCUGGACCAUGCCACCAUGUGGGAGAGGGAGCUGCAGGAGGAGGCUGCCCGUGAUGGGACAGCUCAGGAAAACAUGGUGGAGCUGGGUCAGGCACAAGGUGGGGAGGAGGGGGCCGAGGUGGUGGCUGGGCACGAAGCCCAGGUGAGGAGAGAUGCCAGGGUGGCUGCCAGCGAGGUAACCAGGGCCACCAUGGUGAGACAGCGGGUGGAGGUGGCCCUGGGGCUGCUGGAGCGCUUGGUGGCCGCGUGUGAUGAAGCCACCGUCCUCCCCCGGGAGCUGCAGCGCAGGGUUGGGGACAUCAAAGCCGCCCUGGAGGGAACAAAUGAAGCAUCCCCCAAUGUCUCUGAGGCCUUGGUGGCCAAGGUGGCCGUGGCUGAACGGCUGUGGGAGGCCAACGCCCGCCUGGCUAAGGAUCAUCUGGAGGGGACACUUGAUGACACCAUCAACCUGUAUUUCAGUUGUGGUCCCAACACCGCCUGUGGGGUGGCUGAGCGGUGCCGAAGAGCCACCGAGGGCAUUUCAAGGCUCCUUCGACCCCUGGAGUGCCCUCAAGGUGUCUCCAAGGAUUCACCAGUGAACAUGGAGCUUCAAGAGCUGUCCCCAGCCCUGCUGCAGCCACAGGUCACCGUGGUGGCCAUCCUGGGCGAGCUGCUGGCCACCCUGCCCAGUCUGGACGAGAUGAUGCUGCUGUUCCUAAGGUGCCUGUACUGGGACCUGGAGGAAUUUAUCAGGGAUCUCCGGGCCACUCUGUACUGCACUGAUGACAUCUGGUGGCACCGCAAUGUCACCUCCGACGAUGAUGACCCUCCGACCCCCCUGAGGCGGGCCUUGGCCACCUGUGAGAGCACCCCAUGGACCCCCCAGAACCAUGUGACACUGGUGGCCAGCGAGUGGCAGGGGUCGCUGGCUGUGCUUGUGAACAGCUGGGCCGAGCUAGUCAGGGCAGCCACCGAGCUCCACAAUGCCUGCAGGGAGGUGGUCACAGAGGCAGCCGACAGGGAGGCCACCAGCACCGCCCGGGCCAGGGAGCUGCAGGACAAGGCUGCCCGUGAUGGGACAGCUCAGGAAAACAUGAUGGAGCUGGGUCAGGGCCCAGGUGGGGAGGAGGGUGCCACAGUGGUGGCCAGGCAUGAAGCCUGGGUGAGAGAAGAGGCCAGGAUGGCUGCCAGCUGGGCAGCAAGUGACACCAAGAUGAGACAGCGGGUGGAGGCGGCCCUGGGGCUGCUGGAGCGCUUGGUGGCCGCGUGUGACGAAGCCACUGCCUUCCCCCGGGAGCUGCAGCGCAGGGUUGGGGAGAUUGUGGCCGCCAUGAAUGGGACAAAUGAGGUAUCCCCAAAUGUCCCUGAGGACUUGGUGGCCAAGGUGGCUGUGACUGAGUGGCUGUGGGACGCCAACGUCCGGCUGGCCAAGGAUCAUCUGGGAGGAACACUUGAGGACAUAAUCGACUGCUAUUUCAGCUGUGGUCCCGACAGCCCCCGCUGCCACAGGGUGGCCGAGCGGUGCCGAAGAGCCACCGAGGACAUCCCAAGGCUCCUUCAAGCCCCGGCGCAUCCCCAGAGUGUCCCCAAGCUGUCCUCAGUGAGCAUGGAGCUCCAAGCGCUGUCCCCGGCCUUGCUGCAGCCACAGGUUACUGUGGUGGCCAUCCUGGGUGAGCUGCUGGCCACCCUGCCCAGGGUGGAUGAGAUGAUGCGGCUGCUCAUGUCCCCAACAUGCCUGUACUGGGACCUGGAGGAAUUCACCAAGGAGUUCCGGGACACCCUGUACCGCAUUGAUGACACCUGGUGGUACCGCGAUGUCAUCUUUGAUGAUGAUGACCCUCCUACCAGCAUAAUCCAAGCCCUGGCUGCGUGGAAGAACAUCCCAUGGACAACCCAGGUCCAUGUAAUAUUGGCAGCCUGCCACUGGCACAGGUCGGUGUCUGGGCUUGUUAACGGCUGGGCCCAGCGGGCCAGGGCAGCCACCAAGCUCCGCAACACCUGCAGGAGGGUGGUCAAUGAGGUGGCCCACAGGGAGGCUACCUCCCAGACCAAGGAGCUCCAGGAGGAGGCUGCCCGUGAUGGGACAGCUCAGGAAAACAUGGCGGAGCUGGGUGAGGCCCCAGGUGCAGAGGAGGGGGCAGAGGUGGUGGAUGUGCAUAAAGCCGAGGUGAGGGAAGAGGCCAGGGAGGCUGCCAGCGAGGCAACCAGGGCCACCACGGUGAGACAGCGGCUGGAGGAGGCCCUGGGGCUGCUGGAGCGCUUGGUGGCCGCGUGUGAUGAAGCCACCGCCUUCCCCCGGGAGCUGCAGCGCCUGCUCAGGGACAUCAAGGCUGCCCUGGAGGGGAUAAAUGUGGCAUCCCCCAAUGUCCCUGAAGACUUGGUGCCCAAGGUGGCCGUGGCCGAGCGGCUGUUGGAGGCCAACGCCCACCUGGCCAAGAAUCACCUGCUGGGGACAGUUGACAGAAUCAUUGAGUUCUAUUUCACUGGUGGUCCCGCCAGCCCCAGUGCCUGUGGAGUAGCCGAGCGGUGCCGAAGAGCCACUGAGGACAUCCCAAGGCUCCUUCGACCCCCGGAGUGUCCCAAGAGCAUCCCCGAGAUGUCCCCAGUCAGCAUGGAGCCACGAGAGGUGUCCCCUCCGCAUCUGCAUGCGCUGGUGGCCGUGGUGGCCACCCUGGGCGAGGUGGUGGCCACUGUGACCGGGCCACACAGGGGCAAGUUCCUGCACGAGUCCCCAGACACCCUGCAUGAGGACCUGAAGAACUUCACCCGGAGCCUCUGUAAGAUCCUGGACCACGGUGAUGUCACCUCUCUGGGCAACUCUGGUAUCCCCUCCCUGGGCCGGGCCCUGGCCGCCCUCAGGACAGCCUCUGGGACCACCCAGGCCAAUGUGAGAGCCGUGGCCAGCGCCUGGCGGGAGUUGGUGGCCAGGCUCGUGGACUGCUGGGACCAGCUGGCCAGGGAAGCCACCAAGCUCCAUGACACCUGCAGGAAGGUGGUCACAGACCAGCAGCUGAUGGUGGCCCGGGACAAGGAGGAGGUGGCCCAGGAAAUGGCCACACACGAUGCCCAGGUGGUGGCAGCCACCAACGAGGCCAUGGGAGAGGCUGUGGCGGCCACCAGGAGGGGACAUUGGGCCGAGGUGGCCCUGGGGCCACUGCAGCGUUUGGUGGCCAUGUGUGACAAAGCCACCUUGUUCAACUGGAACAUGGAGUGCCGGCUCAAGGACAUCAAGGCCAUCCUGAAGGGGACAAAUGAGGUGUCCCCUGAUGUCCUCCAGGCCUUGGUGGCCAAGGUGGCCGAGUUUGAGUGGCUGUGGGUGGCCAGCGCCCGCCUGGCCAAGGAUCACCUACUGGGGACACUUGGGGUCAUUGACAACAUCCUCUUGAGUCCCUGUGGUGACCAUGGCGGCCCCGGUGGCCCCGGCAGCCGCACAGUGGACGAGCAGUGCCAAAAAGCCAUCGAGGACAUUCCGAGGCUGCUGUUGUGGUGGUGUUUGUAGGUCCCAGGAUGAGAGAAGAGAUGAGAAUCUGACUCCAUUUUUCAGGAUGAUUUAUUGUUUUAUGAUAUUAUAUUAAAUACGCUAUACUAAAACUAUACUAAAGAAAUAUCGAAAGGAUACAUCAGAAAGGUAGAAAAGAAUGAAUAGUAAAAACCCGUGACAGAGCAGAGAGCCUGACACAGCUGGUUGUGAUUGGCCAUUAAUUGAAAACAAUUCACAUGUUUGGAUAAACAGUUCUCCAAACCGCAUUCCAAAGCAGCACAACAUGGAGAAGCUGAAGCUUGCCAGGAGAAAAAAUCCUGGCAAAGGGAUUUUACAUGAAAUAUCACAGUGACAUGCUGUGGGGACAGUGAUGUCACCGGUGUGAAAUCAUUAGGGCAGUGAUGUCACUGGAGAAAGUUGUGGACACUUCAGUCCCACCAGCCCCUCAUGUUACCAAGUGCCCCUCAAGUGCCACCAGUUCCUCAAGUGCCACCAGCUGCUCGUGUCACCAAGAGCCCCUCAAGUGCCACCAGCUCCCCAAGUGCCACCAGUUCCUCAAGUGCCACCAGCUCCUCAUGUCACCAAGAGCCCCUCAAAUGUCACCAGUUCCUCAAGUGCCACCAGCUCCUCGUUUCACCAAGAGCUCCUCAAGUGCCAUCCGCUCCUCAUGUCACCAAGACCCCCUCAAAUGUCACCAGUUCCUCGGUGCCACCAGCUCCUCGUUGCACCAAGAGCUCCUCAAGUGCCACCAGCUCCCUUAAGUGCCACCAGUUCCUCAUGUCACCAAGAGUCCCUCAAGUGUCACCACCUCCCUGAGUGCCACCAGCUCCUCGAGUGCCACCAGCUCUUCGUGUCACCAAGACCCCCUCAGUUGUCACCAGUUCUUCGAGGGCCACCAGCUCCUCGUGUCACCAAGAGCCCCUCGAGUGCCACCAGCCUGGGACAGAACUGGCGCCACUGGGCUGGUGGUACUGCCAUGUCACUGGUGCCACCUGCAUGCUGUCCCUGUGUCCCCGCAGAGGGGACACGCGGAGUGGCAGAGGGGACACAGGGGUAGUGGACAGGGGCUCUCAAAGGGACAGAGGGGACAGCAGAGCCCUCCAGGGAGGGCACAAGGGGGACCCUGGGAAGUCACAAGUGUCACCAGGUCCCUGACACCUCCCCUGUCCCCUUCCCAGCUGUCCCUUCUGCAGCUGGAGGUGAUGAUGGAUGUGGUGGCCAUCGUGGGCGAGGUGGUGGCCACCGUGACUGGGCCAUACAGGGGCAAGUGCCUGCACAAGUCCCCAAACUCCCUGCAUGAAGGUACCUGAGGAGAUUCACCGGGAGGCUCCGUAGGACCCUGAACCACGGCAGUGUCACCUCCACCGUGGUGUCCCCUCCCUGGGCUGGGCCUUGGCCACCCUCGGGGCCACCCUGGGACCACCUGGGCUGAUGUGAGAGCUGUGGCCAGCGCCUGGCGGGAGUCGGUGUCCAGGCUCAUGGACAGCUGGGCCCAGCUGGCCAGGGAGGCCACUGAGCUCCGUGCCACCUGCAGGGAGGUGGCCACUGCUGAGGCCACCACAGCAGCCACCGCCCAGGCCAGGGACUGGCAGGACACGGCCGCCUGCUUGGGGACAGCUCAGGAAAACACGGUGGCCCCAGAACAGGAGCUGCCACUGGCCCUUGACAGGGAGGAGGGGCUGCGCUCAAGGCCUGGGUGGUGGCGGCCACCAAUGAAGUGCUGGUGGCCACCGUGGCCAUGGGAGAGGCCGUGGUGGCCAAGAGCCAGGUGUUGAUGGCCACCAGGAGGUGAAGGUGGCCCUGGGGCUGCUGGAGUGCUUGGUGGCUGCGUGUGACAAAGCCACCGCCUUCCCCCGGGAGCUGCAGUGCCUGCUCAGGGACAUCGUAAACACCACAGAGGGAACAGAGGAGGAGUCCCCCAAUGUCCCCAAGGCCUUGCCAGCCAAGGUGGCCAUGGCUGAGUGCUGUGUGAGGCCAACGCCUGCUUGGCCAAGGAUCACCUUCUGGGGACACAUGAUGACAUCAACCACAUCUUCAGUUCUGAUGCCAACAGCUCCAGUAUCCGUGUGGAGACCAAGAAUGCCAAAAAGCCAUUGAGGACGUCGUGAAUUUGCUGCAGGGAUGGUGAUGUCACUGCUGUGACAUCAUGGGGGCAGUGACAUCAUGGGAGACAUUGCUGCUCUCACCUGUCCCCUCCCCGUGCAAUAUUUGAGACAAAUUGGGGGAAUUUUCUGGGAAUUUUCAUUCAUACUGUCCCAAAUCUUGUUGGGAACUUCUGGGGUUACGUCACCGGGGACAGUCUAGGGACACUGAGGACACUCAGGAACACUCAGGGACAGGAGUGACUGAGUCCCCUCGGCAGCUUCCUGCUUUCCAUUGUGCCUGUAGCAGAGCCGGGACAUAAAUGACAAUUUAAAAAUUGCCUUCUGCAGUUCUGCAUUGGCUUUUGCACUUUUGUAUUGCCUUUUGCAAUUUUUUACUGCCUUUUGCACUUUUGUAUUGCCUUUUGCACAUUGUUAUUAUUCAACAGCAAUUUGAUAUGGUGUUUGAUACUGAUAUUGAUUGUUGGUGAUUCCUUGUAGCGGCCGGUUGGUGCAAUAUAAUCUAUCAGUUCAUGUGUGCACCGUACAGCCUCUAAAUAAAUAAAUUAAUUGAA
Molecule: messenger RNA, 7865 nt
Organism: Passer domesticus (house sparrow)
Lineage: Eukaryota; Metazoa; Chordata; Aves; Passeriformes; Passeridae
Exons: 6
Coding region: 305-5227 (1640 amino acids)
Source: RefSeq, a predicted model, not a curated record